UAGACUUCUCCUCUUUCUUCCAUGUGUUUUUCUCUAGAACUUUCUAGUCCAAAUCCCAUUCUUAUAUUACUCACAAACUCACUUGUUUAUCCAUCUUAAUUGUAAUUAGCAAAGUAAUGGAGGAUGUAGUGAAAGUGAAGGUCGAAGAAGAUGGCAUUCCGACGGCCGUGCUGCCUAUGGAAGGGCUGCACGACGUUGGUCCGCCGCCAUUUCUGAGCAAAACUUAUGAGAUGGUGGAAGAUUCCUCAACUGAUCAAGUCAUAUCAUGGAGCACAACAAGGAAUAGCUUUAUUGUUUGGGACUCUCAUAAGUUUUCCACCACAUUGUUGCCUAGGUUUUUCAAGCACAGCAAUUUUUCCAGUUUCAUUCGGCAGCUUAACACAUAUGGAUUUAGAAAGGUGGAUCCUGACAGAUGGGAAUUUGCGAAUGGAGGUUUUCUGGGAGGGCAAAAGCAUCUUUUGAAGACGAUAAAGAGGAGGAGGAAUGUUGGUCAGAGUAUGAAUCAACAAGGAUCUGGUGCUUGCAUUGAAAUUGGUUAUUAUGGGAUGGAGGAGGAGCUAGAAAGAUUAAAGCGGGAUAAAAACGUGUUGAUGACUGAAAUAGUUAAACUUAGGCAGCAACAGCAGAGUACGAGGAAUCAUAUCAUUGCCAUGGGAGAAAAAAUCGAAACACAGGAGAGGAAACAAGUGCAGAUGAUGAGUUUCUUAGCAAAGAUUUUCAGCAAUCCAACUUUUCUCCAGCAGUACUUGGACAAACAUGUGCACAGAAAAGAUAAACAACGUAUCGAAGUUGGACAAAAGAGGAGACUAACGAUGACCCCCAGUGCUACAGGAAGUGAUCAGCCUAUGAAUUACUCCUCAUCACACCAAGAGAGUGAAGCUGAGCUUGCAAGUAUUGAAAUGUUAUUCUCUGCUGCAAUGGACAAUGAAUCAAGCAGCAAUGUCAGGCCGGAUUCUGUUGUGACAGCAAAUGGAACUGAUAUGGAACCAGUGGCUGAUGAUAUUUGGGAAGAGUUGCUCAGUGAAGAUCUUAUAUCCGGGGAUCGAGCAGCAGAGGAAGUAGUGGUUGUUGAACAACCUGAAUUCGACGUGGAAGUUGAAGAUCUUGUUGUGAAAACACCUGAAUGGGGUGAGGAAUUACAAGACCUUGUGGAUCAGCUUGGUUUCCUUUAGAGGUCACUCUUGUGUUCCUCUGGCCUCCUCCACUAUUCCAGUAUCCUAUAUUGAGUUACUGCAUUCAAAUAUAUUGUAGCUAAUGUACUUGUUAUUUCUCUUCUAUAGCAGGGAAGGAUAGAGUUAUGGGUCGCCUAAAGCUAAUUUUUUUUAAAAAUAUUUUAUACUUCAUUAAUAUUUAGAUUGUACUAAUAUUUUUUGGAAAGUGAAGUGCAGAAUUGAUAUUUUUCUUUUCAUUUGAUUCAAUUUUUCAGGUUAAGAUGCAGAUAUACUACUUUCUUUCAUUUCAGGAAGCUUUGAGGCGGUCUCUAGUAGCGCAUGUUUACAAGUAAUGCCACUUAAACAGCUAUUUGUUUCUUAAAUUUCUUAGUUAGUCUGGAGGAAUGUCCUGUGUAUAAUAAAUAAAAAAUUAAAAUAUACUGUAAUGUUUUCUGAAUGAUGUGUUAUGUCGUAGCAUUUCUUUUGAUUUUUAUUUUGUAUAGAACUGAGGUCCAUACCAUUCUCAACGGAGCUAAUAAUAAGUUUGUGUAUUGCAGAACCAUACAAUUGACAAUGGUGUGUAGCUUAAUUAUCUGGUGCUCAUAAACUUUUUAGGGGUUGUUUAAAUAUGCAGAGGUUAGGGGCUUGGAUGUAUGGAUCUCUAUGGUGGAGAACGAAAGAGAGGAGAGGAUAGAGUAUACAAGAGAUUUUAUAUUAGAUAGAUUGAGAAGAAAAGCAUCAACAUGGACUCGGCUUUCCUCAACCAACACCAGUUCCUUUAUACAACAUUGUGUCCACUUACCAAAUCAGUGUAUUUUAUCACAGUUGAAGGAUGGUAUUUUUACUUCUUUACUGGUGUUCUUCCCAACAGUUCAAGCUGGUUUACUCCAGAACAAUCCAUGACAGUGAUAGAGCAUCAUGCAUCAGAUAAAAUGAUGCAAAUAUAAUCAGAACAAUAGUAAGCAUGAGGUCUGACUUUAGGGUGGAGACAAAAGUUGAAAAGUGGGAAUCCUAAUCACAGAGUCAUGUCCGAAUAUUAUUCAUCUCUUCUGGCAAAGCAUCAAACAUGUAAUAGGACAAAUCGAACCGACAUAAAAUAGUAACCCAGUAUUGAAUCAACAUUUCCUGUGACAAUUAUAUUAUAUUAUAUUAUACAUGUAGAGUAAGUAUUGUUCUGCACUUGCCUAAUCACUAUAACAGUAAUUCCAUGGUUUCUUUACUUCUUCAA
Messenger RNA from Solanum lycopersicum (tomato), 2379 nucleotides. RefSeq names its product heat stress transcription factor HsfA2. Lineage: Eukaryota; Viridiplantae; Streptophyta; Magnoliopsida; Solanales; Solanaceae. Gene Ontology annotation, molecular function: RNA polymerase II cis-regulatory region sequence-specific DNA binding; DNA-binding transcription factor activity. Gene Ontology annotation, biological process: cellular response to heat; regulation of transcription by RNA polymerase II. The record is from RefSeq and is a predicted model, not a curated record. Gene Ontology annotation, cellular component: nucleus.